AUGAUGAUGACAGGCGUUAAUGACGCCAUCAUGUGUCGUGGCUUUUGCACGACUCUAGACGGGCAGGCCCAAGAUUGGUUCGGGUCCUUGCCAGUGGACUCCAUCCCCACUUUCGCGAUCCUGACUAAGACGUUCAUGUCACACUUUGCGGGCAGCAUACAACGGCGGAAGCAGUUCGCUGACCUAUGUUACCUGAAGCAACAGAAGUCAGAAUCCCUGGCGGAGUACCUGAGUAAGUGGAAGAAGGAAGCCAUGGGGGUGACGAAUUUUGACGAAAGGUCCGCCAUCCCGUUUUUCACCAACAACCUCAGGUCGGGUCCUUUCCACAGUGACCUUGUCCGGAAUGAGCCAAAGACGUACACAGAAUUGAUGGACCGCGCCUCGCGGUACGCCAACGCGGAGGCAGCAGAGAAGAGGAAGAAGGAGGAGGAGGAAGGCCGCGAACGGGGUGACAGGGCACCUCAACCUCAAGAGGAUCGCUGCACUCCCCGGUCUCGCCGGGAUCGGGGCCCCCGACUAGCCCCACUACGACACCUGACCCCGUUGACACAACCUGUAAGCGUCAUCCUGGACCACGCAGAGGACAUGGGCAUCGUGUCGUUCCCCGAGGAGUGCUUAAAGAUCUCCCCCAAGGCCGACCCGAAGAAGUACUGA
Molecule: messenger RNA, 654 nt
Organism: Ipomoea nil (Japanese morning glory)
Lineage: Eukaryota; Viridiplantae; Streptophyta; Magnoliopsida; Solanales; Convolvulaceae
Exons: 1
Coding region: 1-654 (217 amino acids)
Source: RefSeq, a predicted model, not a curated record